Monascus purpureus is the source of this 741-nucleotide messenger RNA. Lineage: Eukaryota; Fungi; Ascomycota; Eurotiomycetes; Eurotiales; Aspergillaceae. The record is from the annotation of a GenBank genome assembly.
AUGGCCGAACGUUUCCCUUCCAUAGAGGACUUCUCUGCAGGUCAAACCGAAGUCCUACCCACGAACGGAGCGUCAGACGCUGAGGACUUUCUAGCCCGCGAGCGCGCCCUUCUCGGAGAAGACGCAGAUCAGUUUGCUACUCCUCAAGAUAUUGCUGCUACGGCGGAGCCAGGUGAUAGUGGAAAUGACCUCUUGGGGGAGGCGGAUAACGCUCCAAUCGAGCCCGCUGCGCCCGAUGAGCUUUCGGGGUUCGAAUCAUCAUUCCCUGCUAUAGAGACACAGAAUGAGCAAGUUGCACCUGGCGGCACAAUCACUGGAACAGGGGCCCCCUUCCCUCCUACUGGCUUUUCAACCUACAAAGAACCGGAGGAAGAACCAGAGUCCAUUAGGGAAUGGCGUGAAAAACGAGACGCGGAACUCGCCCGUCGCGCAGAGAUCUCGAGCGAGAAGAGGGAGGCAACUGUGAAGAAGGCACAAGAAGACAUUGACGAUUUCUACGUCUCCUAUAACAACAAGGUCGACAAGCUUCGCGCCCAGACCCACGCCGAUGCAGAACAAUUCCUUGCUAACCGCGAGGAUACUUCUGCUGGCGGUACCAGUUGGGAGCGUAUUGCCAAACUCGUUGACAUCUCUGGCAAGGGUAGCAGGGGCGGCGCCAGCGGAUCUGGCAAGGAGCGUUUCCGCGAACUAUUACUCGACUUAAGAAAGGAUCAGAGUGCGCCAGGUGCCAGCGGCAUUUAG